This is a messenger RNA of Nomia melanderi (Alkali bee), 7639 nucleotides long. RefSeq names its product ubiquitin specific protease 47 (gene Usp47). Gene Ontology annotation, cellular component: nucleus; cytosol. Gene Ontology annotation, molecular function: protein binding; cysteine-type deubiquitinase activity. NCBI's taxonomy places the organism in Eukaryota, Metazoa, Arthropoda, Insecta, Hymenoptera, Halictidae. The record is from RefSeq and is a predicted model, not a curated record. Gene Ontology annotation, biological process: protein deubiquitination.
CAAGUUAAAUGUUUCUUCAAUAUAUUUCUAUCCAUUAAGUAAGUAUUCACUAAAAUUUUAUAUGUUGUUAAAGUUCUUACGAUUAAUUAUUUUUAAACGAUUAAAAAGUUCUUUAAGAAAUUCUUUAAAUGUGAAAGUACAUAUAUUUUCAGUUUAAAAACAAAGAAACAUUGUAUUAUUAUCAUUGAAUUAAUAUAAUUUCACUCUUUUAUUAAUCUAUUAUUAAAUGACAUAUGCAACAAUUGAGUUAUAUUUCUGUAAGCCGAUUAUAGACUUUCAAUUAUUUGGCAAUGUCUUUCUCAAAGAGUGAGGAAGAAAAGGGGGAUGGAGGGGAGAAUUCUGAUCUCAGAGAAGAGAGCCAUUUUCCAAGUCUUCGUUUAGACAUUCUAAAUAUAACUGGAGGCUCUAUAGGCUUUACUUACUGUGUCAUACUGUGCAGAGUAGUAUCUCACUGUGUUGCGUAGAUUUCACUUGUUUUCCACCUUUAGUAUGGCAUAAUGCCAAUUUUCUUUAAUUAAUGAUAAAUUUCUAUUAAUUAUUUUGAAAUAAUACAUCAGAUAUUUAAAAGUGAACUUAUUCUUACUUUCUAAUAAUAUAUAGGAUCAUGGAUCUUAUAAUUCAUUCAUGUCCAAUUGUGUUUCAUCUAUCUUUUGAGACAGUACAUAAGAACGACCCAUACAUCCUACUUUCAACCACCAGGGUUAAAGAUCUUUAUGAUCACAUUGAGGAAAAUUAUCAAGUACAACCUGACAGCUUUAAGUUGUUUCUACUAGCAACUGGAAAAGUGAUUGAUUUAUCUGAAAUGAAAGAUAAACUUAUGGCAGAUGUUGGUGUAGUUUUUUCUAAUGAAGAAGACUUAUUAAAAUAUAAAUAUGCACUCUUAGUUAUGAGGCCAACAGAUACUUUGACAAAAAUGGAACUCGAAUAUAAUGCAUCAUCUAAUAAUUUAGGAGGGAUGCCUCUUCGUCAUUCAAUAAUACUGGAAGAAGAUAAUAAUACUGAUUAUAAAAGUUAUAUUAAACCCGAAACAGGUUAUGUAGGUUUGGUAAAUCAAGCAAUGACAUGUUAUUUAAAUAGUUUGCUUCAAGCAUUAUACAUGACUCCUGAAUUUCGAAAUGCAUUGUACAAUUGGGAAUAUACAAGUGGAUCGGAUACAGAUGAAGCUAGAAGUAUUCCAUAUCAGUUACAAAACUUAUUUUUAAACUUGCAGACAUCAACAAAAUCAGCUGUGGAAACUACAGCGUUAACAAAAAGUUUUGGUUGGGAUUCUACUGAAGCUUGGCAACAGCAUGACAUUCAAGAAUUGUGCAGAGUAAUGUUCGAAGCAUUAGAACAGAAAUUUAAAAACACAGAACAAGCUGAUUUAAUCAACAGGUUUUAUGAAGGAAAGAUGAUUGAUUAUGUUAAAUGUUUGGAAUGUGGAACUGAGAAGUCUAGAGAAGAUACUUUUCUUGAUAUACCAUUACCAGUAAGACCAUUUGGUAGUAAUGUGGCAUACAAUAGUGUGGAAGAAGCCUUAAGAGCAUUUGUACAAUAUGAAACAUUAGAAGGAAGUAAUCAGUAUCAUUGUGAAAAAUGCAAUAAAAAAUGUAAUGCGCAUAAAGGAUUAAAAUUUACAAAAUUUCCAUAUCUUUUAACAUUACAUCUUAAAAGAUUUGAUUUUGACUUUAAUACUUUUCACAGAAUUAAACUUAAUGAUAAAGUCACUUUUCCAAAUAUAUUAAAUUUAAAUCACUUCGUAUCAUCUACAACAGAUCAGGAAUCUUCGAAUAGCGAGGAGAACACAAAUUUAGCGAAAUGUGAUGAUAGUUCAACAACAGAUAGUGGAACGUUAGAUAAUGAUUAUACUUCAUGCGAAAAUAGUCUUCCUAACAGUAAUCAUUCGAGAACUACUGAUCCAGAUGAUGAUGAUGAAGGAGUAGAUGUUCUAAGUAAUGGACCAUCAACAUCAACUUCUACUGAACAUAAUCAUGAAAAUGAAAAAAAUCAUAGUAGUAAUGCUACAAAAGGUCCUUAUAAUUAUGAAUUGUUUUCAAUUAUGAUACAUAGUGGUAGUGCUAGUGGUGGUCAUUACUAUGCAUAUAUAAAAGACUUUAGAACUCAAGAAUGGCUGUGCUUCAAUGAUCAAAACGUGACUCAGAUAACGAAUGAUGAUAUUCAAAAAACAUAUGGCGGCGGCCCAACUAGAUCGUACUACAGUGGAGCAUGUAGCAGCACUAAUGCAUAUAUGCUUAUGUAUAGACAAAUUGACCCCGCUCGCAAUACUUUGCCUAUGCAAGUGCACGAUUUUCCAAGCCACAUACAGAAAUUAUUAAAAAAGAUAAAAGAAAAAGAGGAGAAUAAAGAAAAGAUGAAAGAAAACGAAGAUAAUGAUAGAAUCUUCGUCUCUUCUAGAGAUCAUGAUAGAAAUGAUAGAGACGAGGAUAACGAUAGAAUCUUUGUUUCUAAUGAUCAUGAUAGAAAUGAUAGAGACGAAGAUAGCGACAGAAGAGGCGAUAGAGUGGUAAUACAUACAAACAGGGGUAGAUAUUAUAAACGAAUUGCACGUGAAUACCUACCACCUUCAUUGUGUCGCGAUUUUAUGCUCGAUCCAACGUCAGAAAAUAAAUGCAUGAUUAAAGUGCUAGUUGGUUGUCUACAUCCAUCAGAAAUUAGAAUGAACUGGCUUACGAUAGACUUCUCAUAUGACAUAACUUGGGCGGAAGCUACAAAGCUAUGUUGGUGGAAGUUUAAUUUGGACGGAGUAGUAAAUCUCGAUCAAUGUCGUUUAGUUCGUUACGAUGCCUUUUUGAAUUUAAUUUUGUGUCGCUAUGAGGGAAUGGAAGAGAGAACUUUUGAAGACGUCUGGAAAACAGAGGGAUAUACUUUACUGUUAGAAAUACGCGACGCAAAUCAGAUGUUCGAAGAGAAUGAGCAAAAUGUAAUUACAUCAAAAGUGUACGUCCUUGACGUUACCGAGAAGAAAAUCACAGAAGACCCAUUGCUUGUGCGAGCCUUACGUUCUCUGACUGUCAAAGAAUAUAAAACAAUAGUAGCUAUGUUAGUCGGUAUGAACUCUAGUGAAAUGACGGUAAUACUAGGAGAACCAGGAAGUCGCUUAAAACUCAUGGACUAUGACGACAAUGCUGAAUUAAGUAGUGUCAACUUCACUGAUAGGAUGGAUGUGUUUGUAUCAUCUGUAUGUAACGAUGAAUGGAAAUCGUUUGUCGAAACUACAACUUCAUGUGAAAUUAUAACAAAUUAUGCAAAUCGUGCAAAUAUUAUUACAGUGCGCUUGAAACUUCCUGAUUUCAAUGAACUUUAUUUGAAAGAAUUGUAUGCCCCAACAUUAGAAAAGAGAUGUAAAGACACGGAAAAACCUAUUGCUGAAAGUCCUUCAAAACCAAAUGUCAAUGACUUGCAUAAUAGUGUUACAUCCAAGUCCAGUGAGGCUCUAAAAAUUGAGAAAAGUAACGAGGAUGUGUCAAAGAAUGCGAGCCCACAGUUAGAAGAAGGCGAAAAAUGGAAUACACCAGAACAGAGUAAUAGUGAGGAUAGUAGUCUCAGUGACAGUGAUAAAACAUUGGUCGGAGACGCUCUUGAAUAUAAUGAUUUUCAUGUAAUGUACUACCGUCCAAUCAGUACGAAUAAUGAACCUGAUAAUGAAUAUUACUUUAAAGUUACGCCCUACGAGGCUCACAGUAGUAAAUUUCUAAAAGUAGAAGCAGAUAAGAAGAUGAAGUACAGAACGUUUAUUAAAAAACUGGAGCCAUAUAUCGGUGUACCGUCGGAGUACUUUAAAAUUUUCUAUAGGAACGAGGAUUUAGGAGAAUUCAUGUAUUUUCAAAUACAAAAACAUUUACUUUUCUAUAAUGAAGACGAGUACCUUAAGGUCAAGGUUGGACGUUUCUUUGAUUUUAGAAUAAAAGUAUACAUGUUCCUUCCUCAGAUGGAUAACCUAUUCAAAUUUUUGGGUGAGUGGUUCUUUCACAUGGACAUGACUGUUGCCGACGUAAAGAGAGACAUCUUGGCAGAUAUUAAGGAAAAACAUGAUAUGGAUAUACCGUUCGACAGAUGUCGCCUGAGGGAAAAGCAUCUUACGUUAGCAACAAAAGUAUACUUAGAUGAUCAAAAACUUGAAGAUUUAAUGUUGUAUCGAAAAUCUGAGAUGGCCAUACAAGAGUUACUUGAUAAGGACCCAGUUACUAACAGUAGUCAAAUUAUAGUAUGCGUUAAAAAUGUGAAUAAAUUGUAUGAACCGUGCGCAGAAAUAGUCAUGGACGGAAAGUCUAUAGCGGAAAUGAGGAAAAAGUUAUCUGCAUUAACGAAUAUACCUGAGAAACACAUUGAAAUAGCAAAACUAGAAGAUGAUACGUCACUAAUGUUCACACCUUUGACUCUUCAUAUGAAAUCAAUGUGGCAUAGACAAGAGUCAGACGUUGAAUUUGACAUCGAAUAUGGUUCUCUGUUUUUGUAUAGAGAUAACAGGUAUAGAAGAGAUCUUCUGCCAAAACUGACGAGUCGAGAUGAGUCCAAUGAAGUUACAAUUCAAGAUGUGUCUAACGUGAAAUUUAUUUCAAGUUUAAACAAGUUUAAACAGCCGUAUACUCGCCGAAAAGAGAAAGCGCUUAGAAUACAUUUAACCGGCACCGAAUGAUCAUCCAUUGAACAUACAUCUUCUGAUAAACGACUGUUAAAUAGACACGUGUGGGAACAUGAAACGAUUGCGUACAAAGUAAUUGGAACGCGUCAGGUAUUUGUAAAGUCAAGUAUUCUACAACCACCAAAUAUUCUGUGCUUUGAUAAAUCUUCGGCAUUUCAAAGCUUUCGCGCUCCUAAAUUUAGUUGGUUUCUCGAAUUAAUUGGAUUCGUAAAAUUCAGCGGGUUUUUUAAACAUUAUAUGUUAUCUAGGAAUAUUAAAUCUCAAUUAUCGCGGCUGAUCGCAAAAUUUGUUGAAACCCUGAGGAAUAUCAAAUUGUCAAUCAUUUACAGAUUAUUAAAUUAUUUUACUAUCUAUAGAAUCUUACUAAAGAGCGCUAAUACUAACGAAGAUAAUAAAUGAACUGGGUGGUAACGAAUAAGAGAAACGAAUUGCUCGGUGAUAAUACGAAUUUAAACUACAGACUUAUAAUUUAUAUAUGUAUGUAACUGAUAAACGUUCGGAGUUCCUGCAUCAACAUUUUCAAGAAAUCCUCGACGCCUCCCUUAACUGUUAGGAAUUUCUAGGCCUUCAUGCAUCAAACCAUGUUAAGCAAAUUUUCCAAUUAGAAAAAGCUGAAAGAUUUUGAAUGUCCGAAUGCAGCACAGAAAGCAGCCUUCAAAAAUCUAUUGGUCUAAUGUAAUGAGAAUUUAGAUUAUAAAACUCUAGCAAUGGGGUAUAUUUGUGGAUUGUGGAUACAUGGUUGUAUAUAGCAGAGACAAGCUCUUGUUGUUCUGUCGCAGAUUUUGAAGACAAGUGAUGAGUAGCUUUUAACAUCAGGAAUUCUUCAGACAUACCUGUGAAGGGUUACAUACCUUUAAACACCAGAAAAAUAAGAUAAAUUCAACAUUUUUUUAUAUAUAAAAUAAUAUUUUUUUAAAAAUUCUAUAUGUAAAUGUAAUUAUUAGAUGUUAUUUAAAUAGACUUUUGCUAAAAAUUUGAGUCAUAUAUUUAAAAAUAGAAAAAUGAUACAGCCAUUUCACUACAACACUGCUUACGGUACCAGAUGUAUCUUCGUGGAAUUUUGUCUGAAAUGAAUUACUUUAAUUUUAUGUUGAAUUGUAUAAUACAAACUAGACUUUAUCGAAGAUUAUUUCAAAAAACUUCGUUUUUUUUUUAAAUAUCAAGCACUUGAACCGAAAAAGGUAAAAAAAAAUAAUUUUUAACUUCGUUAAUUAAAAGAAAAAAUGCAAAAAUCAAAGGGUCUUUUCAAUAAGAACUAUACAAUAAUCUUAAGAAUAUUAUUGCUAACUUUUAUUCAUAUCAGUGCAGUAGUCUCUCAGACAUUUCUGGUACCAAUUUUGAAAACUUAAUUUUGAGAAAAACGUAUUUAAGGUUUCAACUACCUAUCACCACUAAAAGCCAAUAAGAAUUCUAAUUAUUUUCUUUAUUGACUUACAACGUAUUACCGAUCUGCGGUCCAUAGAGUUCUUCUUCUUUUAAAAUGAAAGCCUCUUGAUUAUCUUUUUUUCUUGACUUACCGGGAAUUUGUCCUUCCUUCGAAGACAGUGCAGCGUGUUUAACAAAACAUCGACUACCUUUUUCGUCCAACCACAAAUUUUAUGCCCAACAGUUUUAAUGGAAAACAAAUCGCCUAUUUAUUUCAUACGUGAAGCCGUUAAACAGGCAAUACGGAAUUGAAACUAGAUUACCCUUUGCAUAGACUAUCACGACUUUAAAUGAGUCUUCAAAUUUCAUCUGCUUUAAAUUUGAUAUGCACACUCUUUACACUUCACAUGCUCACUUAAGAUUAAGAAAAUCGUUAAUAAGUUAAGAACUUCGUAGUCAAUUGUCUUUUCUUCCGGCACAUAUGCAGGCACACCGUGAGUAGUUCUUAGUUCCUUUGCGAUUGAACUCUUAUUCAGUUUUUCCUGCUUCACCAUGUGAGUCUUUUUCGAAGGAAUUUUCUUUCUUUUCACAUCUUUAAGGUAUUUUGAAGAUCGAUAUAGUUCUUAUAAACUUUUGUGACGAUAUGUUUUAUGCACAAAAAUUGUGUCCGCUCUAAACGCAUAACGUAAUACGUUUAAAUAUACAUUCAACUAGACUACACUGAUUUAAUUAAAAUUAAGACGUUAUAUAAAAAAAAUGUUGGUUACACUUAAGCAUUUGAACAUGUUUAAUCUCAGAAGCAAAUGAUUUUUAUUGUUAUAUUAUUUUAUCAUCAAGUGAUUUUCCUACAUGUGCGUAAGAGUAGAUACAAUUAAUUGCCUCAUCAACCGAUCGAACUUCUGGAGCUAUAAAUCCGAUAGUUUUAUAAAUUUUCAAAUAAAACUUUGAAAGAAUAUUCUAGAAAAACUAUACUAGCAGAAUAUACAAUUUUUGAAAAACGAUCUUUUUUGCCCCUAUAAAAGGUAUGUAACCCUUUAAUCCUUUUAAUGCCAGUGUAGGUUAAAUUGCAUUCAUACAGAAUUCUCAGUUAUAAGUUCUCUUCACCCUCUCAACAGUUUAAUUAGAUAGUAGUAACAAUUAGGUACGUCAUAAAUUCAAUUAUGACUUUUUAUUACCAAAAGAUAAAUGAUGCUUUCUAUUUACGAACGUUAUUUAUCGCCAAUUAAGAAUUCUAUUGCAAAAAAUAAAAAUAUGAUUUCUAAAUUGAUUUAACGUAUUUAAUAAAUCUUAAAAGUCAUUAAAUCAUUUAAAGUUGGAGUUGUUAUUACUACUAUCAAAUUAAAUAAAAUCUCUUCGAUGUGAUUAUUAAGACCCAUCUUGGCUAGGCAUAUAUUUUGCACUACGUUUUAAUUUAUUUAAUUAUAUAUGUUUAUUCAUUCAUUACAUGUUAUUGGUACAAAGAAAUCUGUACCAUUUGAAGAACCAAAAAGUACAUUUAGCCAUGGCAUUAUUGUUAUUUCCUACAAGUCAAAUUUUCGAUACAUUAAAGAAAAGAUUCCACAAGGGAGUCCACCAAAUUUACAUUUGUAUGAUAGAUCAGUUGCUUGUACAUAAUAAAACUUGUGAAUCUAA